CCCACUGGCUGAUCAGGGACGACUCUUCCCACCUUAACUGGAUUUUGGCUAAGAAGAAACAAAAAAUACGAUAAAAGUAGAAAGUGUUGUCCCUGAUUAGCCGGUGCAGACUGCACAGGCUAAUCUGGGAUGACACAUUACACACAUGCAUUAAACCCCCUUUUCACACAUCAUGGCUAACAUGAACUUAUGUAGGACUUUUCAUGAAGGUUGCUGGUGGUCUCCUGCUCAUUCUUAUACCUAUUAAGUUUUAUAUGAACUUAUAUGGGACUUAUUAUAAAGGUUGCAGGUGGUCUCCUGCUGAUGGAAGGUGAAAAGGAAGCCUUGGAAGGGAAAGAGGUCAAGUACUUUGAUCUGUACCCAGAAAGGUCAUACAAGGAGGGAUCUGCAGCCCAGACCCACUUCCGUCUGGCAGAGUCUCAGUUUUAUAGGCUGCUAAAUACCGGAAUGACUAAAACCAAUUUAGUGAAAGUGGAAUACGUCCUUAAUCCAGAUCUGGUGCAUCAUUUCAGGGGACAACGUCCAUGCGCAUCGUACAGACACUGGCUGGUAUGGAAAGGGUGUCUACUUCAGUGAAUACCCCGCCUACUCUA
This is a messenger RNA of Dreissena polymorpha, 593 nucleotides long. RefSeq lists its product as uncharacterized. NCBI's taxonomy places the organism in Eukaryota, Metazoa, Mollusca, Bivalvia, Myida, Dreissenidae. The transcript is spliced from 3 exons. The record is from RefSeq and is a predicted model, not a curated record. The coding region runs from base 265 to 576 and encodes 103 amino acids.